AUUAAGGCUAGGAUUAAUACUAGGACCUUAAUAUUAGCACUUCAAUUUUGUUCCUCAAACUCCCUCCACUUGUCAUAAAUCAAACAACACCCCACCCAUCUCUAGUGGUGUUGUGAAAAAAAAGUUUAAUGAAUGAUAAGAUAGGAUAAAGGGGUCCUUAUUACAAUCUUUUCUUUAAUUUUUGGAUGAACAUGGAUGACAUUUAAUAAAACAAGAUUGUUUUUUUUUUCUGCUAGUUGAGUUUUUCUUCUAUGCAGUAUCAACCCACAUUAGUCAUAGCUGCAUUGAUUUUUGCCUCUAUUCAAUUGCUCUGUUCCAUUGGAUUCUCUGUUUCAACACUCUUAAUUAUUUUUUUUGUGAAGAGCAAUAAGUUUUUUGGCGCUUGUGUAGAGCAAUUGGCUUUGAUUUUGUGUUCUAUAGGGCUAUUUUUUUUUUUUGUUAAGGGUGGUGGCUAGACCAAUCUGCAUGCGAACCCGACUGUUCUAUCGGGUACCUGCUACGUCACACCAGGACAGGGAAUGGUUGUAAAACACAUCUUGUGUGGUGCUUGUAAUCAUAGAACUGCUAAGGAACUCAGUAUGGAUGCAGUAAGUACCUCAGAAAACAAAGCUGUUGUUGCUGGACAGAAUAAUAAUCUCUCUUCCGCGGCUUCUGCUCAAGACCUCAGAUUGUUUGAGAUGGAAAACGAGAAACAUGAUGAUUCUUCUCCUAGAGGGGUUAUUGAAGCAUGUAUCAGAAACCAGGGUAAUGGCUCCAGUUCUUCUAAAGCUAAGCCCUCAGGUUCUCAGCUCUGCUUAUCAAAUCCACGGAUGUCCUCUCGCUGGCACAAGUUCUUCAAAAUGUGGAAAAGAAGUUCUAUCAAGAGACUACCUUCUUUUCCACCUUUAGCUGUGCCAAAGAUAUCCAGAAGGAAAAGCAGAAGCGUGAGGGAAAAUGCACCAACGUCUUUCGACCCAUUCAAAUCAUCCUGGAAAAACUUCACCCUAUCUGACCUGAAAAAUGCUACCGAUAAUUUUAGCGAAGAAAACUUGAUUGGCAAAGGAGGAUAUGCUGAAGUUUACAAGGGUUGUUUGCCUGAUGGUCAGCUUGUCGCAGUUAAGCGCCUCAAUAAAGGUACUCCAGAGGAGCAGGAACAAAGCUUCCUAUGUGAAAUUGGGACUAUAGCACAUGUAGACCAUCCUAAUACUGCAAGGAUGGUUGGCUAUGGAGUGGAAGGAGGCACAUAUCUUGUUCUUCAGUUAUCUUCUCAAGGGAGCUUAGGAUCAUUUCUUCGUGGCUCAAGGGAUAAGCUAGAUUGGGCUGCCAGGUACAAAAUAAUUUUUGGAAUAGCACAUGGCCUACUUUAUCUUCAUGAGAAUUGCCAAAGGCGGAUUAUACACAGAGAUAUCAAAGCUGAUAAUAUUCUACUUACAGAGGAUUUUGUGCCUCAGAUUUGUGACUUUGGCCUCGCAAAGUGGCUUCCCAAAGAGUGGACACAUCAUAAUGUGGGCAAGUUUGAAGGCACAUUUGGUUAUUUCGCUCCAGAGUAUUUUAUGCAUGGCAUUGUGGAUGAGAAAACCGAUGUAUUUUCUUUUGGUGUGCUGCUAUUGGAGAUAAUAACUGGAAGGCAAGCAUUAGAUGAUUCACAGCAGAGCCUUGUGCUUUGGGCAAAGCCUCUGCUCGAUGAGCACAACAUGAAAGGACUAAUUGAUCCUGUUCUUGGUGAUAAGUACAAUCCAAAAGAGAUGGAGCGUGUGAUUCUAACUGCUGGCUUAUGUGUAGAACAGAAUCCACUUAAGCGGCCUCGAAUGAACGAGGCUAUCGUCCUGCUGAGGACUGAUGAAGCUUGCUACAAGCAGAGAUUCCUGGGAAGGAGGACAUAUUCGGAAGAACUCAUGGAUGCAGCAGAGUACAACUCGACAAAAUGCUUAAAUGAUCUUAAACAGCUUAAGCUAAGACAUUCAGUUUCUGAUAACAUAAAGACCUCAGCAACUUAGUUAGAAUUGGUAAUCAGCUUGUUACACAGUUUAGUCACAGGAAAAUUAAAUUUUUUGGGUGCUCCUUUUUACCGUCAUAUGUAAGUUUCAAAUAAUUAUCUCUGUUUUGCAUGGAAUUUUGAGAAAGAGGUAGAAAGGCCCUUACUCUUUCAAAUGCCAUGGGAAACAUAGUGAAGUGAGUAAAUUCUCAUUAGGUGGUGUUCAUGUAUAGAUAUAGUAGACUUUAGACAUAUAAAAACUAUACUUGUAAGUUAAAAGGUUCAAAGUGCUUUAUUUUUCUUCUUUAAAUACUGGUGCUUUUUGG
Lycium ferocissimum is the source of this 2280-nucleotide messenger RNA. Its product is annotated as receptor-like cytosolic serine/threonine-protein kinase RBK2. Lineage: Eukaryota; Viridiplantae; Streptophyta; Magnoliopsida; Solanales; Solanaceae. Gene Ontology annotation, biological process: protein phosphorylation. Gene Ontology annotation, molecular function: protein kinase activity; ATP binding. The coding region runs from base 519 to 1976 and encodes 485 amino acids. The record is from RefSeq and is a predicted model, not a curated record. The transcript has 11 exons.